AACCUUGGCGGUUGGCCGUGACAUUGGCUAAUCCCGUCCCUGAGUCCGCGCCGUCCGCUCCUCUCGUGCGCGCUCGUGUGUCCUUCGAGUCGAGGGGGUUGAGGUUCAAGAAGCAGCCGGAAGACCACCGCCAGCAUGAGGACGACGUGGGUCGCGGCCGUCGUGGCCGCGCUAGUCAUCGCCAGCGUGAGCGCCGAGAAGAAGGUCGUGAGGAUAUCCAAGAGGCCGUACCAGGGCGUGUCGGGUGACGACAGCCGCUCCAGCCGGCAGCAGUUCACGCUGCUGCAGCCUGUCUACCAGCACCAGCGCGGCGUGCACGCCAACAGCUUCCUGACCAGCAACGUGGUCAAGUCCGUGCCGACGGUGUGGAUCCAGGUGCCCGCCGACCGCGUCUUCCCCACCACGUACCAGGGCUACCCCGGCCAGCCCAGCAACCCCGGCCCCAUCAUCAUCCCCGUGGAGCCGGAGAUCCCCUCGGAGGAGCAGAACAAGCCGCCGCCGCCGUCAGGUGGCUACCCUCAGCGCCCCCCAACCAACAUCCCCGACGGCCCGGAGCCCCCCCAGCAGCCGCAGCCUCUGCCCGAGCCCCUGCCGGUCCCCGAGAAGCCCGAGAACCCCCUGGCCAAGUACUGCAAGGCGGAGCGCGGCCAGUUCCCCAGCCCCAACGCCUGCAACAAGUUCAUCAACUGCUGGGACGGCGACGCGGUGGAGCAGGAGUGCCCCGGCGAGCUGCUCUUCAACCCCGACGCCAAGCCACAGGCCUACUGCGACUUCCCCCAGAACGUCAACUGCGGCGACAGGCCCGGCCCCGCCCCCACCCCCUACCCCAGCCCCCUGCCCCCCACGCUGCCCACAGAGCCCCCGACCGGCACCCCUACCCCCACCCCUGGCGAGCCUGAAGGAUGCGUCGGCUCGUACAGGGACCCCAAGAAGUGCGGCACCUUCUACGUCUGCGCCAACGGCAAGCCCUACGAGUUCCAGUGUGCUGGCGGCCUUGACUACAACACUGAGCUCGGAGUGUGCGACUGGCCCGCAAACGUAGACUGCGGGUACGCCGUGUCCUCGUCGGCCACCCCGGCGCCACCCACUGAGGAGGGCACCGACGGCGGCGACGGCGGCGACGGUGGUGACGGCGGUGACGGUGGUGAAGGCGGCAACGGCGGCAACGGUGGUGACGGCGGCAACGGCGGUGACGGCGGCAACGGAGGCAACGGCGGCAACGGCGGCAACGGCGGCAGCAGUCCUGGUGGCUACCCUGUUCCCGCGCCCGCCCCCGCACCCGCCUACCCCGCUUACCCCAAGCCGCCCCGCCCCCCAGUCGGCUACCCCCAGAGAUACUACUACGCCAUCAACCAGCCCGGCCAGUACAUUCCCUAUUGAGCGGCCGCUGCGAGGCUGCGACUGACUCGCCAUCUAUCGGCGCGCGGAGGCUCGGCCCUGCCUUUCCCCGCCCGGCAGGCCCAAGGGCAGGCCCGCAGCGCCCCCGCCGCUCCUAGAUGGACCCUGCCUCCGCCUCGUCGCCGGCACAGCGGCCCGACGCCCUCCGCGCCUUGGGCGCCAAGCGGCACCACGCCGAACGGAGGGCGCGGCCGCCGCUCGGCCGGCCUGCGACGCGGACCCGAAGCAAACUCGAUUUGCGUAUUGAUAAGCUGACAAGGUGCCAUUAGAUUUACAUUUCCCGACUCCCCCGUGUCCGCUGCCCUGCGGUAGCGGUGCCGGAGACUCGCCGCCCUCCGGGAGAGCGUCAGCGAGCUCCCCGGGGGACGGCCUGCCCGAGUCCUGCCCGGCGGCUGCAGAGGACGGCGGCGGACAUGGCGUCCGAGGAACUAUAGGGAGAGAAGCGGACUGUGCCUGUGUGCGUGUGUGACUGUGACACUGUGCGUGCGUGUGAGCCUGUGUGCGUGUGAGUGCGUAGUUCGUGCUCUACUUAAUUGUCUGUAUUGUCCAUGUGAUGCUAACGUAAUUUAUUCUGGAUUCUACUUUCUUUAUACGCUAGAGUGAGUUUAUGAGCCAAAAGAGAACUUCGUUUAUGGAGGAGAAUGCAAUUGUAGUGAAGCGAGAGCUUUUGUGGAAAUAAACUGUUUACUUUAA
This is a messenger RNA of Thrips palmi, 2091 nucleotides long. RefSeq names its product translation initiation factor IF-2-like. Gene Ontology annotation, molecular function: chitin binding. Bases 136 to 1380 code for a protein of 414 amino acids. Gene Ontology annotation, cellular component: extracellular region. NCBI's taxonomy places the organism in Eukaryota, Metazoa, Arthropoda, Insecta, Thysanoptera, Thripidae. The transcript has 6 exons. The record is from RefSeq and is a predicted model, not a curated record.